UUCAACAUACAAUGGCAGAAAAACCCUUGACAGACUGGGACAGUGGUCUCCUUGACUGCUUUGAGGAUACAAAUACUUGCUGCUAUGGAUUCUGGUGCUGUCCCUGUCUCGCCUGCACUGUUUCAGGAAGAUUUGGAGAGAACAACUGUCUCCCUUUAUGUGAUAUAUGUGGCUCUGGUGUAUUAGCAGUCUUUGGGAUACCUGUUUGUGUUCCUCCUGCAGUUUUGUCUAUAAGAGCUGCCAUGCGAAACAGAUAUGGCAUCAAGGGCUCUCUCUGUAAGGACAUUGCAAUUUCCUGUUUCUGCGAAUGGUGCUCCUGGUGUCAGAUGCAUCGCGAGUUAAAGCAUCGCAAGAACACACCAACUGUCAUCAACUUACACAAUAACACUGUCAUCAACAUGCAGCCUAUUCCAACUGUCCAGCCAGGAGGGACGAUGAUGCCUGCGCAACCAGUUGCAACUGGUUUCAUGACUCAACCAGGAGUUGUCAUUCACUAA
Molecule: messenger RNA, 497 nt
Organism: Neolamprologus brichardi
Lineage: Eukaryota; Metazoa; Chordata; Actinopteri; Cichliformes; Cichlidae
Source: RefSeq, a predicted model, not a curated record